AUGCAGAGCAGGUUUGAGAGCCUGUGUAGUGACAGUGAAGGGAAGCAGCAAAGAUGCUGAAGGCAAGGAUACAGAAGCCCUGCCUGCACAGCCAGCCUGGCUGCCCCAUGCCCAGUGAGGCUGAGCAAGACCUGUGUGUCUGUGGGACACCCAAGGGGGACACUGAGAGGGACACCCAGAGGGACAUUGACUGUUGGCAGGAGAGGGGGUGUAGAGGGGAGCAGAGUCACUGUCAGCUCCAGGAUUCUCCUUUCUCCAAGAUGGUCAAGCAGGAAGGAUGGACAGACCCACCAGGAAGGAAGGUGAGAGGGAGCUGCCACCAGGAGUCUGAGGGGCUCAAUGGGGACAUGCCAGGUCCCUUGUUGGAUGGCAGCAUCCUGGCAUUGGCAGCUGAGCCCUCAGCCCCCCCCAAAUACUCCAGCUCUGUGCCAGAGUUCCCCCCCACAGCAGCCAGCCCUGCAGCCGACCCCAGCCAGGAGUGGAAAGUGGUGAAGAUCCAGCGGGUUCUCAUCAACCCUACCAGUGAGCCAAGGAAAUUGGGUCUAUCCCGCAGCGCCAGCCUCUCCGAGAAGGAGCUGAAGGAGGCAAAGGCGCGGAGCCGAAGGAUCGCGGCUCAGCUCACCACGGCGCCCGCCCCCAGCUCCAAGGGCGUUCUGCUCUUCCAUCGCCGCAAGCAGCGCGUCGACGGGCUGGCCGGGGCCGGGCAUGCCGGGGGGCUGCCCCUAAACCCCCCGCCCCGGCCGGUAGCCAUGGAGCAGGGCGAAGGGCAGGGAAUGAAGUCAGAGCCCAGCGCCCUGGGAGAGGAGCUGCAGGCAGACACCUCCCGGUGCCGGGAGCCGCCUGCCGAAGCCCAGCAGGUCCCCCUCACCGUCUACCUGAAGGAGAACAUAGGAUCGGCCACCACCAACGGCGUGCGGGAGCGGGAGGCCGGCGGGAUGGAGAGCGGGGUAGGGGGGUGCGGUGAUGCAGAAGUCCCCGCGGGGCUGAGCACGGGGGCUCUUGCUCUGCCGCAGAGCUCCGCAGAGAGGAAGAACGGAGAGAUGUCCAGCGAGGUGCCCAGUGAGAUGCCCAGUGAGCCAGCAGGGACAACCACGGGGACAACAUCCCCAGCCAGCCAGGAGCAGAAUGGGGUGCAGGGCCGGCAGUACUACGAGGUCCAUCUCACCCUGGCCAAACCCAAGCCCGUGAAGAACAGAACAGCCAGACCCUUCGGCACCCAGGCAUCCCCUGCCAGCAGCCAGCCCGUGGAGGGACCCCCUGCUGCUGAGCUGCCCCCGCCGCCCACCUAUGCAGAGACCCUGAGCAGCCCCCCACCCCUGACCCGCGUCCAUUCCCCCCCUGCCUACUCAGCCCUGUACCCCCCCCGGGAGCAGAAGAUGCUGCCAGAUCCCCCCCUGGGCUGUGGGGUGAGCGGACCCAACCCCCUGCCCAAAACGGGGAUCCUGGAGGAAUCAGUUGCCCGAAGAGCUGGCAAAAAGUCAAUGUUCACCUUCGUUGAGAAGCCAAAGCUGGGCCCCAACCCUGAUCUGCUGGACCUGGUCCAGAGCGCGGACAGCAGGAAGAAGCAGAAGGAGCAGGGGGAGCCCAGUGCUGAGGAUGAGCCCUUUGCCCUUGGGGCUGAAGCUGCCAACUUUGUCCCCAACAGCGCAUCUGGGGCUGGGCAGCACCUCCUGCCAGCUGAUGAUGCUCCUGUGUGGUCCUCCUGCCUCAAGUCCCCCACCAUCCAGCCCAAGCCAAAGCCAAAGCCCAGCCACAACCUCAGUGAAGCAAGAGGGAAAGGGGCCGAGCUCUUUGCCCGCCGGCAGUCCAGGAUGGAGAAGUUCAUCAUCGAGGCUCCCUCCCAGCCUGAGCUGCUGCGGUCUCCAUCACCCACCAUGUCCUUGCCUCCCUCCUGGAGGUAUGAUGCCAGCGCAUGCCUGUCACCCAUGGUCUCCAGGCAUCCCUCCAAGAGUCCUUCCAGGCCCUCCAAAACCCCCCCGGCAUCUCUGUACAGCGGCAACAUGAUGGAGAACGAGUUCUCCCAGAAGGAGAUAGAGAUCUCCAAGCAUCAACCUUACCAACUCCAGUCUUCACUCUUCAUUCUCUCCCCAUCCAAGGGGCCAGCAAGGUCCAUGCCCCAGGAGGUGCCUCCACCCAGACCCUCUCUUCCUGAUGCUUACCCCUACCCCCAGCAAACCUCCCGCCCCACCUCUCCAUUGCCUCCUUCCCCCAUUUGGCAUCCCUCUGCUGGGCCCAGCACUGGCCAGACCACCUCCAGCCCUUUCCUCAGCACUUCUGGGACUCUGUCCCUGACUCAUGGCAGCCACGCUGAUCCUGGAGCUCCUGCCGAGGUGCUGCUGGCCUCCCCAUGCCGUCUGCUGCCGGCCCGGGCAAAGGGAGGGUUCCAAGCACCCCGGCCCUCCUACUCCACCAGGAACGCCGGCAUCGAGCCACAGGACAGGCGACCGUCCCUCCCCGCCUCACCCACCUGGACCCCCCGGCUGGCACGGCGCCUGGGCAGCCUGGACGGCUGGGCCAGCCCAGCCUCGGUGCCCGAGCUGGAGGAGGGACCCCCCAUGUCCCCUCCGUGGAGCGAGAGGUCCCUGUCCCCGCUGCGGCAGGACGCAGACCCCCGGGCCAGCCGGCAGAUGCAAGCACGGCUCGCCAGGAACAUCAUCAACGCUGCCCGGAGGAAAAGCUCCUCUCCCAAAGCCGUGGGGCCGGAGGGUUCCCGGCCCUUCAUCCCCAUCCCCUCUGGUCCCUCCAGCCUGCCCCAGUCCCCCCGGCUGGGGAGGCCGGAGAGCUCCAGAGCCCCGGCCCUGCAGGCUGCCAGCAGCAUGCUGCGGAGCCUGGGCAGCCCCUCACCCUCCCACAAGAGCCCUCUGCGGUCACCCCGGGUGGAUGGCCCCCAGUUCUGUGCCUCCCCUUGGUCAGAAGGUCACCGGCUCCUGCUGCCACCCAGCGUUUCCCCCGGGCCCAAGACCCCUCUGCCAUCCCCUGUGGUGGGCGGGCGGUCCUCGGCCAAGCGCUGCACCUCCCGGUCCCCCACGGACUCGGACGUCUCCCUCGACUCCGAAGAUUCGGGGGCCAAGAGCCCGGGCAUCCACAGCUUCAACCUCUGCCCCCGGGGCUGGGCCGGCAACCUGCGGCUGAAGCCGGGGGGGCUGCCCUCGGGGGCUCCCUGCACCUCCUAGACGAACCACCCCCAGACGAACCACCCUGUCCCCAGCCAUGCCAGCCUGGGGGAUGCCACCUGCUGACCCCCCAGUGGAAUCACUCCAACCCUUGGGGCUGUGGUCCUCAAAAACUGAUGUUCCCUCGGUGUGCCGGCAGGGUCAGGUGCCUCCCCCCUGCUGCCAUCUCAUGGCCCCGAGCUAUUUUUACCAGCCUAACCUUUCAGGGCAGGACUGCCUGUUCUGCAGGCAGCUGGGGGCAGCCAGCACCAAGCACACCAUGCAGCAGGGAUGGGGACAGGCUCGGGGGUCCCCUGCCAGUCCCCAGUGCCAGGGUGUCAUAGACACCCCACAGCUCUGUGUUCCUGGGGUGGCAUGGCCUGAGGGGGUCACUGAUACCCCGCAUAGGCAGGCAGUGCUGAGGAGGUGCCAUGGCAUCCUCUCCCAGUCCCUCCCACCCUUUCCCAGUCUCCUGACCUGUCUGGUUUCAAUUGAAACCAGAUUUCAGGGAGCAAUAGUUAAUUUUUUUUAUAUCAAUCCCCACUUCUUCACUUCUUCAUCACUUUAUUUUUGCUUGGUUUGUUUUUUGUUUUUACUUUGGACCCCUUCUCAAAGAAAUUCCCCCAAAUCCUUCCCUGGUGACCAAAAAAAAAAGAGCCAAAGUUAU
Molecule: messenger RNA, 3819 nt
Organism: Calypte anna (Anna's hummingbird)
Lineage: Eukaryota; Metazoa; Chordata; Aves; Apodiformes; Trochilidae
Gene: SYNPO
Product: synaptopodin
Exons: 3
Coding region: 54-3173 (1039 amino acids)
Biological process (GO): positive regulation of actin filament bundle assembly; modification of dendritic spine; spine apparatus assembly
Cellular component (GO): Z disc; nucleus; actin cytoskeleton
Molecular function (GO): actin binding
Source: RefSeq, a predicted model, not a curated record